Molecule: messenger RNA, 3477 nt
Organism: Jaculus jaculus (lesser Egyptian jerboa)
Lineage: Eukaryota; Metazoa; Chordata; Mammalia; Rodentia; Dipodidae
Gene: Otulin
Product: OTU deubiquitinase with linear linkage specificity
Exons: 7
Coding region: 1-1038 (345 amino acids)
Biological process (GO): protein linear deubiquitination
Molecular function (GO): cysteine-type deubiquitinase activity
Source: RefSeq, a predicted model, not a curated record
AUGCGCCGGGGGACCAUGCCCCAGCCCGGCGCGUGGCCGGGUUCGAGCUGCGCCGACACGCCUGCGCGGGACGGCGGGAGGCCGGCGGGCGGCGGGCAGCCGCGGGCCGACGUGCGCGGGCCGGCCGAGCACGAGGAGGACAUGUACCGUGCUGCAGAUGAAAUAGAAAAGGAGAAAGAGUCGCUCAUGCAUGAGAGAGAGACAUCAGAACCCAGACUGAGUGUGGCUCCUGAAAUGGACAUCAUGGACUACUGCAAGAAAGAGUGGAGAGGGAAUACCCAGAAAGCCGCUUGCAUGAAGAAGGGCUACGAGGAAGUGUCUCAGAAAUUCACCUCCAUAAGACGAGUCCGUGGUGAUAACUACUGUGCCCUAAGAGCCACACUGUUCCAGGCAAUGAGCCAGCUAACGGCGCUGCCCCACUGGCUGCAGGACCCAGAGCUCGUGCUGUUGCCAGAAAAACUGAUAAGCAAGUAUAGCUGGAUCAAGCAAUGGAAACUUGGACUGCAAUUUGAUGGGAAGAGCGAGGACCUGGUUGAAAACAUUAAGGAGUCACUCACUCUGCUAAGGAAGAAGUGGGCAGGCCUGGCUGAAAUGAGGACUGCUGAGGCAAGGCAGAUGGCCUGUGAUGAACUGUUCACCAAUGAAGAAGAUGAGUACAGCCUCUAUGAAGCUGUGAAAUUUCUCAUGCUGAACAGAGCCAUUGAACUGUACGAUGACAAAGAGAAGGGGAAGGAAGUACCCUUUUUCUCGGUGCUCCUGUUUGCUCGGGACACAUCGAAUAAUCCCGGACAGCUACUGCGGAACCACCUCAACCACGUGGGACACACUGGUGGCCUUGAACAGGUGGAAAUGUUCCUUCUUGCGUAUGCUGUGCACCACACUAUCCAAGUGUACCGGCUGUCGAAGUACAACACCGAGGAAUUCAUCACAGUCUAUCCUACUGACCCGCCCAAGGACUGGCCGGUCGUGACCCUCAUAGCUGAGGAUGACCGGCACUAUAAUGUCCCGGUCAGAGUGUGCGAGGAGACUAGUCUGUGAGAGGCGCAUGCGCUUGGGCAGCAAGCAGUGUGACGCAGGCGCACAGGCAGUGCCUGCGCGGGCCUCGGCUGUGCAGGUCCCGAAGGACUGAGAACUUGUGGGCUCCGAAGCUAAGUUGGUCUGAGAUGUUGUAAUAAGCGCUAAGUCUUCCCUUCUCUGUGGCUCAGUAUGUCUCACUGGGGGCCUUCAGAGCAUACUUGUUGGAAGGGGCAGGCCACCAUCUCCGUAAGGCAGAUAUCUGUAGCAGAGGAAACUCAAUUUGAAGAGGAAUAUGUAGUUGUCAAAUGAAAGUUCUGAUGGUAAACUGGCUUUUACUUUUUUUUAUAAAGACAAUUUUUGUGUGUGUGGUGAUGGUGGUAAUGGGUCUUUUCGGUAAUAUUCCUGUGAUCUGCUUACGUGGUAGGAUCCUGGCAUGUAGUCAUAAUAUCCUGUCACAGAUCUCGUGUGUUUAUGGCGGGAUGAACCAUGAGGUAGAUCCACAUGUUAGUUAAUGCUAUUUUAAGCAGAUUAUCUCUUUAAAAAAUGAAAGCUGGGCAUGGUGCACACAUCUUUAAUCCCAGCACUUAAGAGGCUGAAGUAGGAGGAUCACUGUGAGUUCAAGGCCAGCCUGAGACUACAUAGUAGCUUCCAGGAUUUCAGGUCAGCCUGGGAUAGAGUGAGACCGUACCUUGAAAAACCAAAAAAGAAAGAAAGGGGGAAGAGGGAGGGAGGGAAAAAGGAUGGACAAGAUAAAGAUUUGGGCCCCAUGGUAGCGUUUCGGAGUCUAGAAGAACUGUCGGAGGGAGUGGGAGAAACCUGGACCUUGGUCUCUGACUGACAGGUGUCAGCAUGGUAUACCCGUGACAUGUCGGUGUGGAGAAGAAACGCUGCCCGCACAUGUAUGUACUCUAGUGUUGGGGACUGAUUCUUCUAAAGUUACGAGGAGUCAUGAUUGUACAGUCAGAAUAGGGCUUCUUUCCACCCCCUCUUAGAGGCAGAAUCCAAAAUACCAUGUUCUGUCACGAAUCUUAAGUUCAGAGGAAGGGCAGAGCUGGCCCAGGCUCCUCUGUGCCCUUCCCAUAGUAUGUGAAAGGAACUGUCCAUUGCCAAGUCUGCACCUGGCCGGGUGCGGAGGUGAGGGCCAGCACGCCCUCUGCGGCGUCCCUCAGAAGUGGAAGCGGCACUUUGUGAACAAGGCAGAGGAACGGCGAGGCUGCGGGGCCCUGACUUGCCUUGGGAAGCCGGAGAGGGGCAGCAGGCUGGCCUCGGCCACGGGCGCUCCCUGCAGAGCACAGACGUGGUGCUGCGUGGAGCGCCGAGCCUGGCGUGUUUAGGGUUGUGCCUUCCUCGCGGGGCAUGGGCCAUCCUAAUUCGUCCUAGGAACCAGACACCUCACUUGUUGGGAUUCUGUCUACAGCACCUGAAUUGGCUCAACAUCUGUGAAAAUGGCAUUUCCUCAUGACUUGAGCACAUUUUAUAAUUAAUAUUUUAUAAUUAAAGUCCUUAUUUGAUCCAGUUUCACACAGUGGAUUGUUUUGGGAGGAGGAACAUGCCUUUGAAGAUACAUUUCUUUUAAUAUUAAGUCUUAGGUGAGAAAACUCAGGAUGCAUAAUAGACUGUUACUUUAGUAUUUCUAUUACCUCAUGAGUCCUAUUCACCACAUUUGUUGGAUGUUAGUUGGUUAGUGUUGGGAUCAAAUUCUGUUCUGUGUGUAUGUAUGUUAGAGACUCUGCACUUGUCACCGUGAAACGCAGUGUGCCUGGAGUAGGUAGCACCAGAGGCCAAGUUCAGUCAGUAAUAGCUUCUUACUGGCUUUAAUACUUCAAUUUAGUACUUUUAACUAUAUGACAGGAAAUGCUUGCCAUUCAUUUUUGAACAUUUUUGAAAAUGAAAUGUUCAGAUAAUACAUGGCAGUAAGAAUCUGUGCCUUGGGGUACCUUGAAUGUCCCUAUUAGUUCACUUUUAAUAGUUAUGAUAAUCUGCAUUUUGAAAAUAAUCUUUGUGAGCUUGAACUAGACUUUUGGGGAACUUAAUUGUUUACACUUCAUGUUUUUCCUUAUCCCUUUUUAUGCUAUUGUUAGAUACAGUUUUCCCGCAUUAUGUCCCGUGGAAUCAACGUUGCUUUUCCAGAACAUUUUCAGAUUCCCAUUGUGCAUGGACAGCACCCCUGGGUUCCACUCAUGUACUGGGUGCAUGGCCUCUAGCUUAGCAUUCGGGACUUUGUGGAUUUGAGCUGAAAUGUCUGGAAGGCGUCUUCCUGAGAGGGUUUCAGUACACAGAGCAGGCUCCAUCGGUUUCCUCACAUAGCCACGUGACUGACGUUCAAAUGUCUGAUGAUAGUUUUUUAAUUAAGGAAAAUUGGCGUUGCCUGUGUAAAUUUUUGCUCAUUCUCCCCUGCAAUGUGUGAGCAUAAGAAAAUUCUUGUGCCAUAUGAAUUGAUAAAAUCUUUGUUGGAAGCAA